This is a messenger RNA of Colossoma macropomum (tambaqui), 6751 nucleotides long. RefSeq names its product E3 ubiquitin-protein ligase RNF166. The coding region runs from base 197 to 928 and encodes 243 amino acids. NCBI's taxonomy places the organism in Eukaryota, Metazoa, Chordata, Actinopteri, Characiformes, Serrasalmidae. The record is from RefSeq and is a predicted model, not a curated record. Gene Ontology annotation, molecular function: ubiquitin protein ligase activity. The transcript is spliced from 6 exons. Gene Ontology annotation, biological process: protein polyubiquitination; ubiquitin-dependent protein catabolic process.
UCGUGCGAAGGAGCUCCGAGGCGUUUGGUUAAAGCUCCGUUGUAAUGUUUACUUCUCGGAUAUAACGGCGUGUGCUGCUGAUGGCGCUGAUGGGGGGCAGAUGCGAUUUUUAAUGCCCCUCGAGCCCUUUAUUUGCCACAACGCUUGGUUUUAAACGCUUCACACUUCGGGCUGAGGGAGAAACGGGGCCGCGUUCAUGAUGGCGAUGUUCCGCAGUUUCGUCUCGGCCGCCCAGCUGAGGCAGCAGCAGCAGCAGCAGGGGCAACAGAGCGGGGCAGUUGGGGGGGACAGCCUGGAGAGCCAGUUCUCCUGCCCCAUCUGCCUGGAGGUCUACCACAAACCCGUCAGCAUCGCCAGCUGCGCCCAUACGUUCUGCGGGGACUGUCUUCAGCCUUGUCUGCAGGUGACGUCCCCUCUCUGUCCCCUGUGCCGCAUGCCUUUUGACCCAAAGAAAGUGGACAAGUCCUCCAGUGUGGAGAAGCAGCUCUCCUCUUACAAAGCCCCCUGCCGAGGGUGCAGCAAAAAAGUCACACUGGUCAAAAUGAGGUCACACAUUUCAUCUUGCACAAAGGUUCAGGAACAGAUGGCCAACUGCCCAAAGUUCAUGCCCGUGGUCCCCACUUCACAGCCUAUUCCCAGCAAUAUUCCGAACAGAUCGACAUUUGUGUGCCCCUACUGCGGAGCUCGAAACCUGGACCAACAAGAGCUGGUGAAGCACUGCAUGGAAAACCACCGCAACGACCCCAACAAAGUGGUGUGUCCGGUGUGUUCUGCCAUGCCCUGGGGUGACCCCAGCUACAAGAGCUCCAACUUCCUGCAGCAUCUCCUGCACCGGCACAAGUUCUCCUAUGACACAUUUGUGGACUACAGUAUUGAUGAAGAGGCAGCACUGCAGGCAGCACUGGCCCUCUCUCUGUCUGAGAACUGAGACCCAGCAGCCUCCACCAAUCAGCAAACGCCUCCCCCAACUUCUCUGCCAAUCAGCACCAUCCACCCGACCUCCACUUCCAAUCAGCAUUACCUCCCCCGACUUCUCUGCCAAUCAGCACCACUUCUCCCAAGUUCUCCACCAAUCAGCACCACCUUCCCCAUCUUUUCCGCCAAUCAGCACCAUCUACCCUAACUCCUUUUCCAAUGAGCAUCACCUCCCCAGCUUCUGCACCAAUCAGUACCAUCCCCCCAACUUCUCCACCAAUCAGGACCAUUUACCCUAACUCCUCUUCCAUCAGCAUGCCCUUCCCCAACUUCUCCACCAGUCAGCACCACCUCCCCAACUUCUCCACCAGUCAGCACCAUCUACCCUAAGUCCUUUUCCAGUGAGCACCACCUCCCCAACUUCUCCACCAAUCAGCACUAUCUACCCUAACUCCUCCUCUAAUCAGCAUCACCUCCCCCUAGUCCUUCCCCAGUCAGCACCAUUUUCCUCAGCUUCUCCGCCAAUCACCCGCCUACUCAUCCAUCUCCUCCACACUGUGGCCAUAUGAAGGAUGAUCUUUUAGAUCCUCUUUUAACCCCAACACCCCCUUUCAUUCACUUCUCUCGCUCUUUCUUUCUUUCUUUCUUUCUUUCUUUUCUUCCUUUCUUAUAGUCCGUUCCCUCUGUCUCUCGUCCUACCUCUCUCUUUCUCUCUGUUUCAGCAAUCUGUGCACCAGGUAGCUGCUCCACUGCUCUGUACCUGGCGUGCCAGUCACAUGAUGCUGGUCACAUGAUCUCACAUUAUCUGGGCAGUAACUGCUGUAGUCAAUAACAAUAGCAUGACUUCACGACUUUCUUAUCUUUGGAAUAUAACACAAAAAGCGUGGAUUCACGUUUAUGAAGGAAAAAAGGAUGGACAUCAUCAUCAAUUCCGUUUCACUUCCACAUUUUCCCCCUUUCUUUCUGUGUAUUUUCCCUCUCUUUCUCUCUCAAACAUGGACAGAUGGCGGCUCGAGCAGGAAAAGCCGUCACAUUUCUUGCACGUUCUGCUGGAUGAGAGCGUUAUUACGGGCUUGGAUGAUGUGUUUGUGUUGGCUGCGGUCACUAAGCUGGCACUGAUGGCCUUGUGCCAGCCACCCCGUUAUUACCAUGGUGACUGAUUUCAUGAUGAAUGCCUAAGACUCAUAUUCAGCACUGAGAGAAAGAGAGAGAGAGAGAGAGAGAGAGAGAGAGAGACAGAGCAGCUCUCCAGACUGUACAUUAUUUUACUGUGAGCAGGAAGAAACCGAGUUAAAUGUUUAUAAUAUACACUGGGAGGUUUUACCUUGUGGGGAUGAUUAUUCAGCUUUAGGCAAUACCGGUACAGCACAGAGAGAAGGAGCUGAUUCAGUGUUCACCCUGUCCCGACACCGACAUGUUCUGUUUUAGGCCGUCACAAAACAAUCUCUCUCCCCCACUUUUUUUAAAUCGUCGUGGAUACUUGCACUUCUCAUGGUUUUUCUACAUGACUGAAUUCUAGUACUGAUGUUGUUUUAUAGUUCUCUGACAGGAUACUAGUACUGCAUUUACUUUUCUCUCUGCUCUUAACUGGUUACCUUGCUACAAUAAUAUUUUUUAUGAAGCAUCAGAUUAGAAGAAAAUAUAUAUUUUUGGAAAAACGUUUCAGUUUCAAAUGGUGCACUAAUACUGAGGAAGUACACUCGUUGAACUCCUGGGGAUGUGUUCAUUUGUUUUACCUUCUUUUUAUAUUGGAGGUCAAGGAAAGACUGCGGAGGGCAUGUAGUCGCGAAGCUCGACCACUAGGUGGCACUUGGCUAUAAGCGUUAGCUUCAUGGGAGGGCAAGCAUGAACCACAGUCAUUCAGAGCCCAGAUUCGUGUGUCUAUAAAGCUUGCAUGAUCGUUCCUAACCUUGUAUAGUGUUGACAGAUCUCUGAUGCGGGUUAUGGACGUUGUUGUAUAUGAACAUUGACUGUUUUGCUUUCAUACUUGUGGAUUUGUCACAAAAAUGAAAGGAUUAGGUGUGGUCAGGUGUUAGCCAGUGCUGCUGUAUUCUGCUUGGUGGUGCUGGAGACUUGAUUAGCUCUCUUGGCAACAGAAGGCAAGGCCUUUAGGGUUGGGCUCAACCCAGGAUCAGGCAAAAGCCUGAGUCUGAUUAGAACUCACAAGGCCUUGAUUUAUUGUGUUCUGAUGAAUAUUGAGGCAUUUCAAACUAGCCUGUAUAUGGUAUUCAUAUUAAAGGGACAUUCCAGUCUACAACUAGCUUAUGUUAUCUGUCUGAUUAUGUAGUGUUGUGUAGUGCAGCACCUCUUGGCCUCAUUGGUUUAACAGAAUUCCCACUUUUAUAUCAUUCCUUUUCUUCCUCCUUCACUGUUGUCUCACAAUGUCCUUCAUCCCCCUGAUCUUAAAUGAGAUUUCCAUUGAUUUUCAAAAUUUCUGCAUAGUUAAGUGGGUAAGAUGUAAACAAAGCCGUUCAGAGUGGUUUGGUGUAAAAUGCUCCGUUCUAGAGAAACUUGCUGAGUCAGAAUUGUUCACAGUGGUGGCGAUAGGAACCAGACGUCUGAAGAGUUUAAAGCCAGUUUGAGUUGUCAAGUUUCUCUAGAAUGAAGCAUUUAAAAGUGGGUACUCUCUGAAUGACUGUUGACCUUGAAUUAUAUGGAAAUUUUGCAGAUGGAUGAGAUUAGUUUUAGCAUGAGGAGGUGAGGUGAUGUAAUUAUUACUGGUCAAUCUCAGUAAUUGUGUUCCCCUCUUAAUCAGGUAUAUCAGGCAUUUGUACAGAUUUGAUGCUCCCGUGUGAGUAAAGAUUCCAGUGGCUUUCACCUGUUAUAAAAUGAACCAUAGAAAUAAUAGCAUUUUCUUGUAAUAUCUCUGGCCUGGAUCAAUCAAAUACAUAUUGUAUUACACUGACAACAGUGGUUUUCUGUGCUGAAUUAUGUUGAAUAUUGGUAAUGGCAAUACGAAUGACAUAAUGCAUUCGCUUAAAUAGCUUGGUAAAUGGUUAGGUUAAACGGAGUUAUGAUUAUUAAAAUGUUUGAACAUGUUUUCCACUUGAAUUUUUGCGUAUGGAGCCUUUUUGGUGUGACGUCAGUGCGUAAAUUGAGAAGCCGCUCUCAUCUCCGUAAUUUAUACUGGUGUGUCUUAUCCGUCCUGAGGUUAAAUUACAUUUCUCCAUACUACUCUACAAUCAGUAAAAAUCUCUACAAAUACUGACCAUCAGCUGCUGAUCUAGAGACUAUUAAAUGUAUUCGUGAUCUUGCACCAACCUUGUUUUCAUUGUUAUUCAAAGGCUACAAAAGGAAUAACUCAGCCUGGCUCACCCCAAAGCACUUGUUGUCUUUUAAAAUGCACUUCCACCUUCAAGAUACAUCAUUGUUAAGGAGCAUUUUUAGCCUUUCAAGCUGCAAAUCUUCCUUUAGAGGCUACUAUGGCCCUGCUGUAAUAGGGGUGUAGGCAUAUUUACAACACGUAGCGAUAGUUAUAUUUUUCAUUUUGGCUGGAGUGUCCCUUUAAGAGGAGCUUGGAAAGGUAAUGACUGGGAAAAUGUUUGUUACUGGCGGACCCUUUUCUGCUCAUCUCUCCAGCAUAUUUAAUUUAGCUUUAGUUAAUCAAACUUCCCAAGCGUGUCACAAUCGUAUCGUAUUAUGUCUGUUUAAAUUGAUGGCACAGUUCUGAAAUCAAUUUGUUCCCAGCAAAGAUUUGCAGCCUGGCCGCCUGCAGAGAAGUGACUCAACGUGAAUGCAAUGUAUUUGGAAAAAUGAGAGAAAAAAAAAAAAAGAAUUCAUUGCUGUGAGAUAUACAAGAUAUUUACUUCUUGCUCUUUGUAAUCAUUCGGAGUGCUUUUUAAUCAUUUAGAGUGAUCACACUUGAUUUCCUUUAAGAAAAGCCUGUAAGUGGCUUAUUCUUUAAAGAGCACUUGGUUCGUGUUGGUCUGUGGUGUUUUAUCUCGCUUAAAGAAUACAGUGUUUGUAAUUUGACGUGUACAUGUGCUGAUAAGGAGGUAGGAGCUUCACUGUGAGCUCUGCUGGAACUGCCAUGUGUGAAGCCCAUAGGAUUUACUGGCUUUGUUUGGUGGAGUUUGUUAGCUGAUGCUCUGCUUUUUAAGAGGGUGUUAGGGGGAAAAAUCUGAAAAAAAUUGUUGUACAUAUAAAUAGCAGGCUUAAGAGUUUUUGCCUCAUUAUUGUGGCGUAGGCUUAAAUCCUAAUGAAGGUGGGAUCACCUUCGUUUUUAUGAAGCAGCAUGUUAAAAAACAUUGCACCUUGACUCAAAUGUCUUGAAGAAUGAGUAGGAAUUUUGUUCCAGUGUUUUACUUUGGCUAAGUACUGCCAAUUGUGUUUUACAGCAGUCACAAAAGUGUGUUACAUUGUUGUUCUAUGGAAAAAGGGAGGAUAAAACGGAAGGUUGGUUUUUGGUGAGAAUGCUGCUGCACAAGUAGCUGUCGUUUUUCUGUGGUGAUGAGUUACGUUUGACAUUUACAGCCAACGGUGUUGUGGCAAACAUCACUCAGUUCCCAAGAAUAGUUGGGACAGUGUGUGAAAUGCAAAUUAAAAACAGAAAGCAGUGAUUUGCAAAUGCACUCUGACUUGUUUUCAAAUGACAGCAGUACAAAGACAAGAUAUUUAACAUCCAAUUAAUUUUUUAUUUUUUAUUUUUGACUCUCUGAAAUCAAUGCUGACACGAUCCACAGUGGUUAGGGACAGGAGCAAGUUAUUACUAGGAAAGUUGUAAAUAAACACCAUCCACAAAUCCAAGUUAAGACGGUCAGAGGAAGUCGUAUGUCAAAAGCAUCCAGAAACGCCGCCGACUUCUCUGGGCUCAAGCUUAUCUGAAAUAGACUAGCAUAAAGUAUAAUUGUGCUUUGUGGUCUGAAGAGUCAACCUUUCAAAUUAUAUAAGGAAAUAAUGGAUGUUGAGUUCGGCCAAAAACAAAAAGGAUCCAGAUUGUUACCAGCAUAAAGUCUGCCAUGGAAUGAGGGGUUUUAGCGGAUGACUUUCUCAUCUGUGAAAGCACCAUUAAAACUGAAAGAUAAAUGUACACAUUUUUGACGCCAUCUUUUUCAGGGACAUCCAUGCUUAUUUCAACAUGACUGCGCCAAGAAACAAGUUAAAACAGCAUGGCAGUGUAAUCAGAGUGCAGGUGCUAGACUGACCUGCCUGCAGUUCAGACAUUCUCCCAUUGAAAAUGUGUAAAACAGAAUUUUCACUGCUGUCUGUAAUAAUUACCAUUUCACAAACUGUCUCAACCAUUUUGGAAUUGAAGUUUGUAAAAAAAAAAUAUAUAUAUAUAUAAUAAUAAUAAAUAAAACAUCUUAUUGUUCACACAGGAACGGCCUCUGGAAAAAUGCGUUUGAUGUGUUUGUGGGUUAAUGUUCAGCUGGCAUUAUGAAAAUGCCAAUAAGGAUUUUAUAGAAGCGCAUGAUGUGGGUUUUAUAACCUCAUGUACUCAUGAUGUUUAAGCCUUGAGUGAAUUUGGACUGAAAAUGCUUCUGAAAGCUUUGAAAGCUUCUCUCGCUGUGUAACUAGGUAACGUCCUGCGACUGAUCGACCCAUCCCCCCAAACUUUUUUUACUCAUUUAUUAUUGAUGCUAUUUUCUAUGUGUUUGUAAAAUACCACGUGCAGAUAAUAUCCAUGUUCACAGCUGUAGCAUAACAUGUAGGUUUUUAAACUUAAACUUUUUGAUAUUGUACUCCCUUUUCUUCUGUUCUCGUCCCCCCCUUUGAGAAUGAUCCUGCAAAUGUACAAUUUUCAUGUUUUUUGUAAUUCUAACAUUGUCACUGUACAUCAUAUACAAGCUUCUGUGUCUCUUGCAAUUGUGGGACUGGAAUCGAACUGGGUUGGCCA